AUGGUUUCUGAUAUCGGUGAAGUUCAAAUAAAUAAAAAAAUAUGUGUCACGAAGGCUGCCGGAGACAUGAUGACCCAUCAUGAACAACAUUUACCUGAAAACGUUGAAUUUGACCCAAAGUUUGAAAAAGAGUUAAAGGAGGAAAAAGAUUUAGAGAAUUUCGGCAGUGGAGAAAUAAAUCAAACAUUCUCCAAAACACCUUUCAAUGAAACGUUCAAGAGCGAUGAAGAUUCUGAUGACCCGAAUAUGAGCACGCGCAAUAAUGCAAACAUAUCGGAUAUCCGCGGAACUCUUCAAUGGGUCGCAAACAAUUGUGGAUUAGAAAAAGAAUGUACGGUGUUGGAAAAAUCUCGUGUUUUUGAUAAAAGCGACAGCGAAGAUUCUUUGAUUUUGCGCAUGAGAAAUUAUUUAGCUGAGUUUCAAGAACUGCGAGGUACAUCACCGAAGGAAUAUACGUUUUCCAGCUUGAUCAAGGUUAUCGGUCACGCCACAAGUCGGUGUCUAUUCGCUCUGUUUUACGUUAUUUUGAAUAUUUUGCCGGUCUUGGAGAUCCUACUCCACGUUUUGAGAUUUGUGGUCGACAAAGUUAUCGACAUAAAGGGCACCAACGAUGCGCAACAGAUUAUAAUUAAAGUCACGAUAUUCUUCAUCCAGUUAUUGUGCAUAUACGUGUGCCUCAUGUUUAUUUUUGGUUUCAUCGUUAUGCCUAUCAUACGCAUGGGUUUAAGUAUCAUAUCGAAAUUUAUUUUUUACAAUUGA
Molecule: messenger RNA, 759 nt
Organism: Trichogramma pretiosum
Lineage: Eukaryota; Metazoa; Arthropoda; Insecta; Hymenoptera; Trichogrammatidae
Exons: 3
Coding region: 1-759 (252 amino acids)
Source: RefSeq, a predicted model, not a curated record